CCUAAUACAGGAUAAGUGACUUGCACCAAUAGCAAACCAGACUUUUUUCUCUUUUCUUAAUAUUCUGGUAAUUCCAUUUCAAAAUGAACUGUUAGCUUUGAAAAACAGUAAGAACAAGAAUUUCUCUUUCCUCAAAGAAGAACAAAUCUUUUGAAAACUAAAAGGCAAGUGCCAUGAAUGCUGAUGAUGAUGCUAAGUGGCUGGAGUGGGUGUCACGCCAGUUUGAGACCAUUGCUGGAGAAGACCGGGAAAUUGACUUGCAAGAAUUCAAGACAGCAUUGAAAGUGAAAGAGUCCUUCUUUGCAGAGAGGUUUUUUGCCCUGUUUGACUCUGAUGGAAGCGGCACCAUCACCCUACAAGAGCUUCUGGGGGCUCUGAAUCUACUCAUCCACGGGAACACGACGGACAAACUCAAAUUCCUCUUCCAGGUGUAUGAUUUGGAUGGCAGUGGGUCCAUUGAUCCAGAUGAGCUUCGCACCGUGCUGCAGUCUUGUCUGAAGGAGAGCUCCAUCUCCCUGCCAGAAGAGAAGCUGGAUGACCUUACCCUGGCCCUUUUUGAAUCAGCUGACAAAGACCAUAAUGGCUCUAUCACCUUUGAGGAGCUCCGGGAGGAAUUAGACAAUUUUCCUGAGGUCAUGGAAAAUUUAACCAUCAGUGCAGCCAGUUGGCUAAAGCCUCCAUCCUCCAAGAAAAGGCCACAGAUGCCCCGCUUCCUGACCUCAGCAUACUGGCAUAACAACACUGGCAAGCUGGCCGUUCUGGCAGCCUACAUUGGGGUCAACAUCCUGCUCUUCACCCUGGCAGCCCUGAAGUACCAGGCCUCAGGAGCCAGUCUCAUGGUGGCCAGAGGUGGUGGCCAAUGUCUGAACUUCAACUGCAGUUUCAUUGUGGUGCUGAUGCUGCGGCGUUGUCUCACGUGGCUAAGGGCCACAUGGUUGGCCCGAGUUUUCCCAUUGGACCAGAACGUUGAGUUCCACCAGCUCGUAGGCUAUGUGGUGUUUGGAUUUACACUCAUACACACCAUUGCCCAUGUGGUCAACUUUGUGCGCCUUUCUCAAUUGGAGGACAGCCCCUUCCAGUUCUGGGAAUAUCUCCUCACCACCCGGCCUGGCAUUGGCUGGGUCCAUGGCACAGCUUCCCUCACAGGCAUUGUUCUGCAGCUUCUCAUCCUCAUCAUGCUUGUAUGUUCCUGCUCCUUUGUCCGGAGGAGAGGGCACUUUGAGGUGUUCUACUGGACCCACCUGUCCUACAUCUGGGUCUGGGUGCUGCUCAUUAUACAUGGGCCCCAUUUCUGGAAGUGGCUGCUGGCCCCUGGUCUCUUAUUCUUCCUGGAGAAAGUUGUAGGGUUGGUGUUGUCCCGCAUGGCGACCCUAUGCAUUGUGGAAGUCAACCUCCUCUCCUCCAAGGUCACUCACCUCGUGAUCAGUCGACCCUCUUUUUUCCACUACAAGCCUGGAGAUUACAUAUACUUGAACAUCCCAGCUAUUGCCAAGUAUGAAUGGCAUCCUUUCACCAUCAGUAGUGCUCCAGAGCAGGAAGGCACCAUCUGGCUGCACAUCAGAUCUCAGGGACAGUGGACAAAUAGGUUGUACAAUUACUUCAAGGCUUCUGACCCUAUUUGUUUUGGUGUCAAGAGGCUGACACAGAGCCUGAAGUUCAGAAGGAGUCAGAGAAAGCUCCAGGAAACCAAGAUCCAUGUCUUGGGUGCUCAUUCUGCUAAUACAGCUCAAGGAGUAGUGGCCACUAGCACGGAGAACACCGUGCAACUGAUGAACUACACAUCUGAGAAACUGCCCCAGCAAAACAAGGAAGACCUUAUUGACUAUGGAAAGGAGAGAGAAGAAAAGGUUCAGCCAAGAAGUGUCUUUCCUCAGUUAAAUGAAAACCACCGAUUCUGUAACAUCAAGUGCUACCUGGAUGGUCCCUAUGGAACUCCAACCCGACGGAUCUUUGCUUCUGAACAUGCAGUACUGAUUGGGGCUGGUAUUGGCAUCACCCCUUUUGCCUCCAUCCUGCAGAGCAUUAUGUACAGGCACCAAAAGAGAAAGCGAAGCUGCCCCAACUGCCAUUACUCAUGGUGUGAGAAUGUCAAGGGUGAUGAGAUGAAGCUAAAGAAGGUGGACUUCAUCUGGAUCAACCGAGACCAGAGGUCAUUUGAGUGGUUUGUGAGUUUGCUGACCAAGCUUGAGAUGGAUCAGGCGGAAGAGGAACCAGGAGCCCAUUUCCUGGAGUUGCACAUGUACAUGACUUCUGCCCUGGGCAAGAAUGACAUGAAAGCUAUUGGCCUACAGAUGGCACUUGAUCUCCUGGCCAAGAAAGAAAAUAAAGACUCCAUCACUGGACUGAAGACAAGGACCCAGCCAGGGAGACCAGACUGGGGCAAAGUGUUCGGAAAGGUGGCUGCUGAAAACAAGGGCAAAGUCCAGGUGUUCUUCUGUGGAUCUCCAGCUCUGGCCAAGGUGCUGAAGAGUCACUGUGAACAGCUCAACUUCAGAUUCUUCAAAGAGAAUUUCUAAUCCCAACUCUGUAAGCUCUUUCUUACUAGGAUUUGGGAAACUGUUAUUCUUGGAGGAGGAACUGAAUGGUGAUGUAUUGUUGUUGUGAGAUUUCAAAACCUGCCACCUGUGAUCAAAUUCUUAGUCACACAGGCUACCUGGAAGCACCAAGACAAGAGCAGAGGUAUUAAUGCUCAUCUCCAAAUUUUAUCUUGUCCUGAUGGAGCUGAAGAGACCAAUACCAGAUAGAUUUCAUUUGGAACACAAUGUAGUAGAAAAUAUAUUGUUGAAUGUUUGUAUUCUAGAACUUUGAAGGGCUGCCAUAUGUUUUUCAACCAUCUCAGGCUGAAGGCUGACUGGGAUGGGAAGGGUAUAUGACAUAUUGGUAAAAACAGUUGCAGGAAGAAUCUCAGGUCAAUUUUACCUUUUAAAGUAGUCUUCAGAGAGACCCUCCCCCCAAAUCCUAAGUGUGUGCUUUCUAAAUCUAUGCUCUCUCAGAGACAGACAAGUGGAAAGAUGUUUUUCAAUUCGUGUGGAGAAAAUCUCUCCACUUAUCUGCAUGUUGUUUGCUAUCUUUUUCCUCUGCAUCUUCCCAUUUAUUUCUUUCUGUCUCUGUCUCUCAAUAUCUUUGUAUCUGUCUCUCUCCUCUUCUCUUUCUUGAGCGACAAUAUCAUAGUGUGGGAAGCCUUUUGGACUUUCCGUCAGGAAUACCUGGGUUUGAAUCGCACUUUUGAAAAAGACUAGUGGUGUGACUCUGGGCAAGGAGAACAACCUAAGUCUCUGUCUCCUCAUUGCAAAAUGAGGAACCUCUCUUACAGGGCAUUGUGAGGAUCAAAUGAGAUAUUGUAUAGAAAGCCCUUUGCAAAACUUAAAACAUUAUAUAGUCACUUCUCUUUG
Molecule: messenger RNA, 3392 nt
Organism: Phascolarctos cinereus (koala)
Lineage: Eukaryota; Metazoa; Chordata; Mammalia; Diprotodontia; Phascolarctidae
Source: RefSeq, a predicted model, not a curated record